Molecule: messenger RNA, 812 nt
Organism: Saccostrea echinata
Lineage: Eukaryota; Metazoa; Mollusca; Bivalvia; Ostreida; Ostreidae
Exons: 3
Coding region: 43-603 (186 amino acids)
Source: RefSeq, a predicted model, not a curated record
GAAGCAGCUAAUCCUGGGAAAGGAGCUAACAGUGUUACGAGCAUGGUACAUCAUUACUUUGAUAAGUUUGGGCAUGGUGAAACAGAUCUCAAAGUUCACUUUGAUAACUGUACAGGACAAAAUAAAAACAAUGUUGUGUUAUGGUAUGGUCUUUGGAGAGUGUUGACAGGGCUACACAGAACCAUAGAACACUCGAUGAUGGUAGCUGGCCAUACAAAAUUUGAGCCAGACUGGCAUUUUGUCGUUUGGAAGGUGCACUGGAGAAACGCCAAUGCUGAAACAAUAUCACAGGUAGCAGAAUCCGUCAAUACUUCCAGUAGAAGUGAUCACAAUAUACCACAGGUUGUAGGCAAUGGUGAAGAUCCUGUCCUGUUCUAUGAAUGGAAGAAUUAUUUACAACAGUACUUUAAACCUCUGAAAUACCUAACCCGCUACCACCAUUUCUACAUGGAUUCUGAGAAUCCAGGAAUUAUUAGAUGUCGGGAAAAUGCUUCCUCAGAGCCUGUUACUUUCAUGUUACUGAAAAGCAAAAGUAAAGUUCCCAUUCCAGGUGUUCUUCCUUCUCCAUCAGCCAUUAAAGGCCUUGAACCUGCUCGACAAUGAUAUUUAUUUGACCACAUCAGAAAACACUGCUAUUCAGAGACAGCAAAAGAAUGUAUAUGUCCAAAACCUACUGUUCCCAAACAAGAAAUAGACUUGACAGAAUGCAUUGAAGAAUAUAAACCAAAAGGUGGCAGAAAAAAGGCUUUACUAAAUUAAGCUUGUAAUUCACUAAUUCGGAAUUGUGUACAUGUUUCAACAUGUAUGAACUG